Molecule: messenger RNA, 3922 nt
Organism: Calliphora vicina (urban bluebottle blowfly)
Lineage: Eukaryota; Metazoa; Arthropoda; Insecta; Diptera; Calliphoridae
Product: phospholipid-transporting ATPase ABCA3
Exons: 11
Coding region: 201-3911 (1236 amino acids)
Biological process (GO): lipid transport; transmembrane transport
Cellular component (GO): membrane; intracellular membrane-bounded organelle
Molecular function (GO): ABC-type transporter activity; ATP hydrolysis activity; ATP binding
Source: RefSeq, a predicted model, not a curated record
GAGAACACGAGGAGAACAUAUUUGCUCACCAUUGGAUAUAUGGUUAUUCAUAUAAUGUCCAACGAUUUGCUCAUUUUAUUGUAUCAUUACUUCACUUAAUAUUAUUGGAUUUACUGGUAUUUGGAUUUAUUGUUUUCACUUGGCCUCCUCUUUCUUCUGAUAAAUCCUCUCUUUUGUUUGUAUUUUUACUUCUCUACAACAUGUUAUUGAUCGUUUAUGCCAUGAUCCUGGCUGCAUUUAUCUCAAAUGCAAAAACCGCUGUAUGGUGUGGAGCCACCUUAUGGAUCACUUCAUAUGCAAUAUUUUCGGAACUACUAAAUAUCACUAAUUUUGCUAUUCUCAAACCCAAAAUUAUAAUCAUUUCUUUAGUAUUUUUCAACAAUAUAUUGCCAAAUGGUUUAAAAGACUAUUUCCAAAGAGAUGGAAACAAAACUCUAAAAGAAAUAAUGGAAUUGUUGACUAUAGAAUUAAUGAUACUCCUAUUCCUUGGCUGUUUAUUAAAAUGUGUGGAUUUUUAUUGGCCCGGACGUUAUAUUACAAAAAUUAGUAGAAUACAAAAUAAAAAACUAAGGAAAAAGAAUUACAUGGAAUUGAAAACCAAUUUAUAUGAAAAUAAUAUGGAAUAUGGUCCUUUAAAAGCUGAAGUGCUAGAGUUAAAAAAUGUCAGUACCUUUUCUGAUCAGCUUAAGAAUAAGCCUCUAUUGAGAAACAUUUCCAUGAGAUUUUUUAAAAAUGAAAUUUCUGUGAUAUUGGGUCCUCACGGUAGCGGCAAAACUACAUUAAUUAGUAUCUUGCCGGGUUGGCAAACUUAUGAGGGCAAAAUAUUGUAUCAAGGUCAUGAUAUAACAAAGAAAUGGUCCUAUUACAGAAACUAUAUUGAUGUUUCAAUGCCCAACAACUCUUUAAUUGAUAUGCUAACGAUACGGGAAACUCUUAAAUAUUUUAUUUCACUUAAACAAAGCCAAGAAAAUCAAAUUCUAACAGAAUCAGAACUAAAUAAAUGGCUUAACAUUGUAAAGCCUCGUAUAAACGACUGCCAGAAACUUGUUAAAACCUUAAGUUUUGGAGAAAGACGUUUAUUAACCUUGUGCUGUACCUUGUUGUGUAAUACCUCCCUGGUUUUGUUGGAUGAACCCACUCUACACAUGAAAGCUGAGGAUCAGUUUCGUUAUUGGGACAUUUUGAAAAAAGAAAAACAAAAUCGUGCCAUUAUUGUCGCGACAUGUUCAAUAGAUGAAGCUGCAGAAAUUGGCGAUCGUAUUGGAAUUCUUAAUGAAGGUGACCUAACCGCUUGGGGCACAACGUAUUAUUUGAGAACAAAAUUUGGUGUGGGAUUUUUUUUGGUAUGUUUCAUACAACCAAUGAAACCCAUCAAACCCAUUACCCAACUAUUAGAAAAAUAUAUAACCAAUAUCAAAAUUCACAAUCACUUUAUUGAUCGUGUGAUUUAUCUAAUACCGGCUGAUAAAAAACCCAUCUUCCAGCGUCUGUUAAUCGAAUUGGAAAAAGAUUUUAGCAAAUUCGGCAUCACCAAUAUCUACCUGACUGGCAGUAGUCUAAAUGAUGUCUAUAUGGCAAUGACCCUGAAACAGGAAGCAAAACCUCUCUUACCCGAUGUUAAACAGAACUUAAAAUUUUUACACGAAAAGAAAUCAAAACUGAAAAAUUGUUUUAAAAAAGCUUUUCUUUAUAAGAGAUUAUCCCAGCAAGCUAAAAACUCCCUGCCAGUUUUUAUAAUUUGUUUGGCUUGUUUUUUGAUACUGGCUUUUGAUCAAAUGUCUCUGUCAAGUUUGAAUGUUCAUAGUAUAACAUUCUCGGGAGAAGGAGUAUCGAAAGAUUCGUUCUCUUCUUAUAUGGAAAUUUUGAAUGUAAACGAUAUUACAAAUGGUUUAUUUUCCUAUAGCAAAGUGGAAUAUGGUAACGAUUCUUAUGAGCAUAAAUUUUCAAGAAAUUAUAAUAGUUUGGCUGCUAUUGAGUUUAAAAAACCUCAAAGAUCGGUAUGGAUGAAUGAAGACAUAUUUCAUUCAGCUCCCCUGGCGCUUAAUUUGGGUUUUAGUUAUUUACUAAAUGAUAGCAUCUACAUUAAUAAACCAAUAAACCUACAAACGGAUCAUGAUCUCCACAUUAUAUUGGGUACAAUUAUGCCCUUAACCAUGUCAAUAGUUUUUGUGAUUCUCCAAGAAGAACGUUUCUCAAAUAUGUUGGCAUUGCAAAGAAUUGCAGGUCUCAAUGAUAGAAUGAAAUGGUUGCUGACAUUUAUAUGGGACUAUUCAGUCUUUUUACUAGUCUCAGCUUUGUAUAUUAUAAUCAUAAUUACAUGUGUUAUAGAUAAUGUAAGAUGGCAAAUUGUUAUAGCUGCCUUCUUAUUAUUUUUUCUCUGCGGCAUUCCGUGCAUAUUAUUUGUUUAUCUGAUGUCCUUGUUUAUAGCUGAGGAUAAUAAAUCGAGAGCCUUUAUCAACAUCUUUUUGAUACAAAUGUUUUUAGGUCUUUUUCCUUAUAUUUUAUACAACAAUAUAUUGCAAGAUUAUUUUGAAUUUUUAUUUUAUAUAUUCAUGAUUUCGCCGGGCUUUAGUGUCUUACAUGGCACAACCAAAAUCUUUAAUAACAAUGAAAGGCUUGAUUUAGCUUUAUAUUUCCAAUGGAAUAAACCAGGCAUUUUGGACUCGAUAUGCUAUAUUUUAUUAAUAUCGAUCAUAUAUUUUACGAUAUUUGUAGCGGUUAUUGUUUAUCGUAGACAUUAUCUACAGUCUACGCCUAAAAAAGUCAAACAAUUGGCUUCCGUUUGCUAUCCAUAUGAUGAUGAACGUGUGGUUAAAGAAAAGGUGCGUAUAUCGAAUAUGAAUAUAAAAGCAUGCAGGGCCCAGGCUAUUUUGGUGGAUCAAUUGGAGAGUAAAUUGCCUAAAACAGGGAAUCGCGUUAAUGCUAUAUCGUUUGCCUUAAACAAAUAUUCCUGUUUGGGCAUAUACGGUUGCAGUCACUCAGGAAAAUCUCAUUUACUCCAACAACUAAUAGGCGAAAAAGGUUAUUGGUUUGGUGAAGUUUACAUAGCGGGCUUUAAUUGUAAAAAACAAUUGGAAAAGGCCAUGAAACACAUUGGCUAUUGUCCACAAAAUAAAGGCUUUAAUAAACUUCUAACACCACGUGAACUGCUAACCUAUUUCUUAAUGAUAAACGGCGUAAACGAAUCAAAACGUUUUGACCAUAUACGUGAUCUUAGUGUUACGCUACAACUACGCAACUAUAUGAACUCUAGAAUAGGAGAUUUACCCGAAAAUAUUCAACGUAGAAUAAAUGUGGCCGUUGCCUUAGUUGCUCACAAAGAAAUUUUAAUACUUGAUGAACCCACUAAAGGUUUACCGGCUUUUGAUCGUCAUUUAAUAUGGAAUAUCUUAAAAUAUUAUCGCAGUUUGGGCAAUACAAUUAUUUUUACCACAAAUGAAUCGUUGGAAUUGAAAGAAUUGUCUGAUGUGAGCAUUGCGGUAAAUGAUGGUGAAAUGUUGGUCUUUGAUAGUUCUCAUAAUAUGGAGUAUCAAUAUAAUGUGGGUUUUUAUUUGGAGAUAAAACUGUAUGCGGAUGGUUUGACAUUGGAGGAAGUGGAAGAGAAUUUAAAUAAUGAUGUGGAAAAUCUGAAUCGUUUUGUAAUGUUCUUUCAUGAGGAAUCGGAAUUGUUAUACCGCUGUGGCAGUGUAGUCAAAUACUAUAUACCCGUUGAAAAUGUCAUUUAUUCGUUUAUCUUUGGAAGUAUAGAAAAACAUCGUCAUCGUCUAAAUAUAGCCGACUACACGUUGUCACCAUUUUCCUUGAACAAUGUAUUGAGGUUAUUGCAAAAAUCACGCAAAGAAAAAAGACGUCAUGAGAGAUCACGAAUGAGCGUAUUAAAAGAUGCAAAAACUUUACCAAGAAGAGAUUAAGAAAGAGGAAA